GCUUCUGGAAAAGUUGAGCGCGCACACAGACCGCAGGCUGUUUGACCUAAUUUGACAGUUAGCUGAUGACUUUUCGCUGACAGCACUUUUGUGAAGUUCUCCUUUUUGCGCUAGAUGGAAUGAAGGUUGGGUAACAGAUGAGCCGUCACCCAAUACGCACAGUCGUCCGUGGAUUCAUUGGACUUGUAUGGAAAUAGAAAAACGGAGAAAAUAAAAAAAUACUUCUGGAAUAUUUUUGAGAAUGCAAAUUUAAAAUAAGUGAGACAGGAUGUGAAUUUUGUUAAAUUCUCUUUAUCAAUUAAUUAUAUCUUGUGGAGGAUUGCUUUAUUUGUCAUACAGACAUCUUCAGGUGACGGGAAAAGAGAGCUGCGAAAAGUGGACCCAUAUGGAAUAAGAACAACUGAAAAAAGAGACACUGACUUGUGUAAUAUAUUUUCUGCAUGUCAUUAUCCAUUUCAUUUUUUUCUAUGUGGACACCUACGUGGUGUAACUAGCCUUUCUUUUUUUUUUCUUCUACCAACCCGUAACGGAACCAUGCAGCAGGAACGCUUGUUCAAGGUCCUGGUCAUCGGGGACUUGGGUGUUGGCAAGACGUCCAUAAUCAAGCGUUAUGUCCACAAGAUAUUCUCUCAACAUUACCGAGCCACCAUAGGGGUAGACUUCGCUCUCAAAGUCCUCAAUUGGGAUCACAAGACCGUGGUGCGUCUGCAGCUGUGGGACAUAGCCGGCCAGGAGCGCUAUGGCAACAUGACACGGGUGUACUACCGUGAGGCUGUGGGAGCGUUGGUGGUUUUUGACAUGACCCGAGCCUCUACCUUCCAGGCUGUCCUCAAGUGGAAGGGAGACCUCGACUCCAAGGUUGCUCUGGGUAACGGGAGGCCAGUUCCGGCCGUCCUAUUGGGUAAUAAGUGUGACCAGCUGAGUACUGGUCUCUGCUCCAAACUGCCCAAACUGGAGAACUUCACUAGAGACCACGGCUUCGUGGGGUGGUACGAGACCUCAGCCAAGGACAACACCAACAUCGAUGCGGCCAUCAUGUGUUUGGUAGAGAGCAUCAUGGCGGUAGAGGAGGAGAGAUCGCCAGGUGGAGAUCCGAGAGACCCCAGUGUCCUGGUCCUACCACGCUUUGACUACAAUAUGAAAGAGAGGACAAGGCUGCCGGGGUGUGAUGGGUGUAAUAAAAAGAUUACUCUGCCGGGACGGAGAGAGAUGGGGGAUAUCUGAGAGAGAGAGAGAGAGAGAGAUGGGGGAUGAGGGGAGGAGAGAGAGAGAG
This is a messenger RNA of Coregonus clupeaformis (lake whitefish), 1273 nucleotides long. RefSeq names its product ras-related protein Rab-38. The record is from RefSeq and is a predicted model, not a curated record. The coding region runs from base 535 to 1224 and encodes 229 amino acids. The transcript has 4 exons. Gene Ontology annotation, biological process: vesicle-mediated transport. NCBI's taxonomy places the organism in Eukaryota, Metazoa, Chordata, Actinopteri, Salmoniformes, Salmonidae. Gene Ontology annotation, cellular component: trans-Golgi network; Golgi apparatus; vesicle. Gene Ontology annotation, molecular function: GTP binding; GTPase activity.